AUGGAGUUCGGUGGCUCGAAACGCGAGGGGUUGAUGUGUGACUCUACAGAAGGGGAGCAGAGGGGGGUGGAGGUGAGUGUAAGAGGACCAGGAGGAGCGAGAGAGGAGGAGGAUAGGGGGAGUGAGGGAGAGGUGAACGAAGGAUUAGUGAGGAGUGAGGGAGGGGAGAAGGAAGUAGAAAGAACGGAAAAGGAGGAGGAUGGGGGGAGUGAAGGAGGGGUGAAGGAGGGAGCAACGGAGGUGAACGCUUGUGGGGGAGGAGAUGUGAGAGGAAUGAAGGAGGAGGAUGGAGGGAAGGAGAUCAGAGAGGAGAAAGAAGAGGAAGUGGGGGUGGGGUUGGGGAUGGGAGUAAUGGGAGGGGUGAAGGAGGGAGCGGCGGUGGGAGAGGAAGCAAGGAAAGGAGCGAUGAGUGCUUUUGAGGCGCCUCAAAAGAUGAAAGAGGGAGUAUUGGUGGGAGGGGAAUUAAAGGAGGCAAGGCAAGGAGCGAUGAAUGCAUGUGGGGGACGUAUUGGAAGAGAAGACGAAAAGGAGGAUGGGGGGAAGGAUAUGAAAGUGGCGGUAGAGGGUGAGGAGAGUGUUGAGGAGGAGGAGAGUGAAGCGGAGGAGGCGAGUGAAGAGGAGGAGGGGAGUGAAGAGGAGGAGGAGAGUGAAGAGGAGGAGGAGAGUGAAGAGGAGGAGGAGAGUGAGGAGGAAGACCCAACAGGGGCUCCUUCGCUCUCUCCUCUCCACCCCCUUCCCUCUCCUGCCCAUUCUCCCCUUCCUCCUCACACCCUCCCACCUGUUCCUUCUCCCCUCUCUCCUCUCCACCCCCUUCCCUCUCCUGCCCGUUCUCCCCUUCCUCCUCACACCCUCUCCCCUGUUCCUUCUCCUUCCCGCCCUCCUCUCCCCCCUCGUCCUUCUUCUCCCCUCUCUCCUCUCCCCCCUCGUCCUUCUCCUCCCCUCUCUCCUCUCCCCCCGCGUCCUUCUCCUCCCCUUUCUCCUCUCCUUCCUCUUCCCACUCCUGCCCGUUCUCCCCUUCCCCCUGCCGCGGCUCCUGCUGCUGAAAUGCCACAAGCGCUGCUAACCAGGCCCAGAAGCACGCCAAGUCUAGCCAGUGCAGCUAGCAAAGACGCUUAUAAGGGGUACAGUAUGGCCGCUGCUGGCGAGGCCGCUUAUAAGGGUGCUGCUUAUGGGAAAAAGGAUGGAGGAGCAGGAGCAGGAGGCGCAGCAGCAGUGGAAAUGAGUGAGGAGGAGAGGGAGAAGGAGAGAGUGAGGGAGAAGGGGAGGGAGCUGGCAGAACGGGCGCGGAAGCAGCGGCAGCAAUUUGUGGAGCGACUGGAAAAGCGAAAGCAGAUGGCUCGAAUGGGGGGGUGCGGCGCGGUAUCAGGGGCUGUGGAGCAGCCAAGUGCAGUUGAUGCUGCUGCUGCUGCUGCUGCUGCUGCUGCUGCUGCUGGUGUUUGGAAAGACGAGUCAACGCGGCAAGCCGAACUGCUAGCAAACAAAGUAGACAGUUCGGGGGGAGUGGGAGGAUCAGGGGAAGUGGAGGGUUGGGGGGGAGCGGCAGGUUGGGAGGAAGAGAGGGAGGGGGUGGGUGGAAAGGCGGUUGGGGAAGCGGAGGAGGAGGGGGAGGAGAAAGUGGGGGAGGAGGAGGAGGAGGAGGAGGAGGAGGAGGAGGAGGAGGAGGAGGAGGAGGAGGAGGAGGAGGAGGAGGAGGAGGAGGAGGAGGAGGAGGAGGAGGAGGAGGAGGAGGAAGUGGGGAAGGAGAAAAGAGGGCGAGGAGAGGAGGAGGGGGGUGGCGGUACCAAAUGUGCUGCUGAUGGCAAGAAAGGGAGGAAGGGCAGUGAGGGUUAUGGUUUUACUCGAGAGGAAUGGGGGGGUGAAUUGGAUGGGGAAGGGGAAGGGGAGGAGGAGGAGGAGGAGGAGGAGGGGUUAGAGGAGGAGGAGGAGGUGCCGUUGGUGCAGCUGCUACGGUCGAGAACUAUCGGGUCGGGAUAUGCAUGCAGAGUGCUCGAUUUGGAAGCGAUUGGUGCUGCUGCUGCUGCUGAUGUUGGCGGCACAGCGUAUCUUGAUGAUGAUGGUGAUGGUGAUGGUGAUGGUGAUGGUGAUGGUGAUGGUGAUGGUGGUACGGUUUGUGGUGCUGAUGAUGGUGCUGCUGGUGCUUUUGCUGGUGGUGGUGAUGUAUCAAAGGAGAACGAGCACAAGGAAGGCAGCAGCAGGCACAAGGGGGGAACGAAACCGGCAAAGAAAAGGAAGGAGGCGAAGACAAGGAGGAAGAGCGAGGGUGAGGGGGACAGUGCUGAAGGGGACAAGGUUAAAGAGGCAAAGGAAGGUGGGGUGAAGGAGAAGAAGAAGCAGAAGAAGGAUGGGAGCACGACCAAGGCCAAAAAGGGUGGAAAAUCUGAGGAGGUGGGAGAGACAAUAAAGGGUGAGGAGGGAAAGAAGGGUGAGGAGGUUGGCAGGGAGAAGGAGCCGAGACUUACCAGCCCAACUGUUCAGUCGCAGCGGCUUCAGUUGCAGGCAGAAAGCAGCGGUGAGGGUGCCUUGUUAGCCGGUCCUGUAGGGUUGGAUGGAGGGAAGCGUUGGGCCGGCAAUAGGGCUUUAAGAGUGGCCAUUCCUUUGGAUAUUCCUAACGAUGAAGAUGAGGAAGAGGAGGAGGAAGAGGAGGCAGAGGAGGGGGAGAGGGAGAGGGAGAGGGAGAGGGGUGAUUAUAUCAAACGUGCGCUCUUACAACGUGGUGCUAUGUCCGCAUGUGACUAUAUGGGGCGCUCAUCGUUCAAACCAGCAGCUGUUUCCGCAGCGGGAGGAGCACGGGCGGCGCCGGCCCUGACACCAGGCCCAGCAGCCAAUAGGAAGCUGCCACUAAGACGCCUAAAUGGACCUCUAGGGGAGUUUCAGGGGAAGGUUUUAGAAGAGGGCAUGAUGGAGCAUUGGAAGGGGGGUUGUUAG
Molecule: messenger RNA, 2925 nt
Organism: Closterium sp. Naga37s-1
Lineage: Eukaryota; Viridiplantae; Streptophyta; Zygnematophyceae; Desmidiales; Closteriaceae
Source: the annotation of a GenBank genome assembly